AUGGAUAAAUAUGAUGAAACUGAGGCGGAGCCAGAGAGACGAGAGUACAGCAGAAGUGAGAAUGGAAUAGCACAGAGACUGGAAGGAACUGUGCCAACUGCAGUAAGGACUCUGAAUGGUCUAACAGCCUUUGUAAGUGAGAGAGAUGGCAAAAUCAAGCGAAAAUGGUUCACUGCUGCACCAGGGAGUUAUGAGUGCUCUGUUACUGGUCUCCGGUGGGAGAGCUCCAGUGAAGUUGAACUGGAAUACUGCUGGAGUAACUGGGAACUAGUGAGUGAGGUUCUGGUGAGAGAACAGUAUCAUCCUGGUGGCCCUUUGCUGGACAUUACUGUUGUCAGAGGGACGCUGAAUGCUGUCCAUCUACCACACUUUCUCUGUUUAGAUUCUUUGGAUUCCUUGAGUGAUGAGGUCAGAGUUCUUCAUGUAGAAGAUGCUGGAAUCACUUUAGAGAAAUUCUGUACAGAAAAAGGAGAACCACAGCAUAGAGAUCCCAAAACCCAGGCCAGAUGCGUCUCUGCAGAUGAAGAAUCAUUACAUGCUGAGCACAUCCUGCUCCUCCCGAAUCAGACCACAGACAGACAAAUAGAUCUCUCCAAGGAGUAUGCUGUAUGGUUUGUGAGCAAUCACAGGAAUGCUCUCAUCCAAAGGGUCUCACUGGUGGCCCCUAUUGCAGUUGAUCUGAAAUCCUUGCUUGGUGGUGAGAAGUACUCAACUAUCAUGAAAUGUGAAACGCCACAGGAGCAGAUGAGGAAGCUCUACUCAUUCAGACCACACUAAUGAAGCAGCAGGAUCAUUUUUAUAAUUUAUUUAAUGGCAACACUUUGCAAUAAGGGUACAUUAAUUAAUGGUA
Messenger RNA from Pygocentrus nattereri (red-bellied piranha), 850 nucleotides. RefSeq lists its product as uncharacterized. The transcript is spliced from 7 exons. Lineage: Eukaryota; Metazoa; Chordata; Actinopteri; Characiformes; Serrasalmidae. The record is from RefSeq and is a predicted model, not a curated record. Bases 1 to 777 code for a protein of 258 amino acids.